AUGGCCACCAUGGCCGCCCCUGCCGCCGGCGCCUCAGCAAAAUCCCGUCGGUGCUACGUAUUUGCUGUAACUGGUAUCGAGGAAGACCCCUCUUUUCCCAAAUCGAUCCACCGGACGCCACCCUCCUCCAUCCCUCUCCUCCCCGACUCUAACCCCGCCGCCUCGCCACCAACGUCGUCGCCCCGACGCCAACCUCUCCUCCGACAAGUCCUCCCCGACACCAACCCCGUCGCCUCGACGCCAACGCCGUCGCCCCUCUCCUCCUUGAAGCGAACCCCACCGCCUCAACACCAACCUCUCCUCCGGCAAGUCCUCCCCUAUGCCAACGCUGUCGCCCCUCUCCUCCCUGACUCCAACGACGUCACCCUGUCAACCCCUUGCCGGAUCCGUCCAUCCCUUCCCGGAUCCCGACCUCCACACCAAGAACGUCAUCCACCCGCGGCACCUUCCAAGGAAGAUAUGGAUGUGGAGAAGAAAGGAGGUAGAAACUACCUAACCUCGAUGGAUGAAAUGGACGAAGCAAUGCUGAAUGUGUUUGUGGAGCAUUACAAUAGAGGGGAUCAUUCUUAAAAUGGGUGGAAACCACAUGUUUACACUGCAGUUGUCAACAAUGUUCGGGCCAAGUGCAAUGUGGAUAUCACAAAGGAGAAUGUCAUAUCAAGGUGCAAGACUAUUGAUAGACACUAUGUCAAUGUAAGUAAGAUGUUGUCAACGAGUGGUUUUGGGUGGGAUUGGAUCCAUAAUAAGCUUAUGGUUGAUAGUGAGGAUGUGUGGAGCAACUAUGUCAACGUAAGCACUACAUCUUGAGCAUCUAUGUAUUCAUGGCAUGGCCACAAGAUUCAUUUUCAUCUUU
Molecule: messenger RNA, 853 nt
Organism: Triticum dicoccoides
Lineage: Eukaryota; Viridiplantae; Streptophyta; Magnoliopsida; Poales; Poaceae
Product: proline-rich receptor-like protein kinase PERK10
Exons: 3
Coding region: 1-570 (189 amino acids)
Source: RefSeq, a predicted model, not a curated record